AUGGUCAUGAAUAUGACAGAAAAUGUCUCACCCAAGCAGGAAAUGGCUAUCCAAGCAACUGAGGACGAUUUUGUCGAAAGUUAUGACGUGACAUCAUCAGGUACUUCUCACCCCAGUGCCGCACUCUCCCCGCAAACCGCACCCGGCAGCAGCAAAGGAGUCUCUCCAGCAACUUCUACAGCUCCACCAUUGUUUUCUGAAGAAGGUCUACGCUUUCAAACGGCCACUGAAGAGCACACUGGAGAUGAUGAGUUUGUUGGCAUUCUGCCCAGCGAAGAGUUCGAGGUGGCCAUGGCAGAGGCUACAACACUCACAGAAACGGAUGUAGGCCGAGAAACGUGCCAAGUGGUCACAAACACCCUAGUCGACGGGAUUAAGGUAAGCAUCUAAAA
Molecule: messenger RNA, 392 nt
Organism: Cylicostephanus goldi
Lineage: Eukaryota; Metazoa; Nematoda; Chromadorea; Rhabditida; Strongylidae
Source: the annotation of a GenBank genome assembly